Molecule: messenger RNA, 2010 nt
Organism: Psilocybe cubensis
Lineage: Eukaryota; Fungi; Basidiomycota; Agaricomycetes; Agaricales; Agrocybaceae
Exons: 11
Coding region: 1-2010 (669 amino acids)
Source: RefSeq, a predicted model, not a curated record
AUGGCUGACUUCCCAUCGUCAUAUGAAGCUAUUUCAAGACUAGCAGACCUGCUUAGUCCAUACGACGUCGGCACCGUACCUGGUUUCUUGCGCUUUUUAAAGUGGUCUAACAGUGUUUUGAUUGAUAAUGGGGCUCUAAUGUUUUUCACGCAUCUGGACCUGCCAAACAACGACAUCAAUAUUAGCGUUUCUGAGGCUAACGAGUACCGAGUCGAUGCGUUCUGCUACAACCACGGUUAUGUUUUGGUGGAUAGAACGGAUGACAAUAGACCAAGUUCUUACAUCCAGCGCGUCUCUGUGUUCCGCCAUCCAACGUCAACGGUGUCUAUAAUCAUCACAGUCUCGGCAUCAUCAUUAAAUUUCCUUCCAAUCUUCUCAGCAGCAUCAACUCUCCACAUGAACUUCAUUAGCCAUGAGGGAGCUGUCUGCCUGUAUCCAGACCUACUCAACAACAAAUCGGCAGUUAUUCAAUUUGCGCAACGUGAUGAUGAGCCUCUCAUCUCGUCGUACCGAUCUUACGGAUUCAACUUGCGCCAUCAGGGCUCUUCACGGGAUCACUAUUGCAUGAAGUCACCAAAAUCGCUGACUGGUAACAACGUACUCUUUAUCCCUUUCUCAGCGGACGGCGAGUCGGCCGCGCCAUGCCACAACGCUUUCGGAGUGACCGACGUGAUUUGGAGGCUUGGUGGACAAUGUUGUGAUGACCAUGCACGGAUUGCCACAGUAAUUGAUGUGCCAUCGAAGAACAUAUAUAAAUGGUUAGUACGUAAUCAUUUGGCAACUGUUGGCUCUUCCCGCGAUGGUUCCACUUGGAGUCAAACCACGAUGGAGUCAUACGCUUCAGAAGCCCUGCAGGAAAUACCCGACCUUAUAUCCCAGGAGGACAGAGAACGACUGAUACAAACAAACGAACUAGCUGACACAGUAUCAUUAUAUGAAGAAUUGCUCGAGAAAUACCCAGAACGCGCCCACCCUUAUUUCUUAGUCAGGAAAGCUAAUCUGGUUCUUCGGCUUGGAGGAGAUGCGAUUGCACUUGGUCUUUACAGGAAAGCGCAGGACAUUUUGUGCCGCUUGAGCGUUUGCGAUGAAAAGCUGGAUGUGUUUUUGCAGGCAAUUUCAGAGAGAACUGAGCGGUUGGCGAACGCGCUGUUGGAGAAAUCGUGUCAAGUGACCUAUUAUCGCCCUUGGAAGCCGACGAAGGAAUACAAAUUUCCGACAGAUCAACCGCAGCUGCCUCCCGGUGCUUCUGAGCUCAAAGAGCGAUGGAACACAUUGAACCAAGAUCCAACCUUUUACGCAUCGUACCUUGUCAAAUUGGCCAUUGAAACGAAUCACGUAGAAAGUACAUUCUUGCUGAAGGAGAAGUCUAUGCAAGACCUUAUCAGGCGUGGACUAGAUGAAGGUGUAAUUUCAACAGAACCGCAUAGCCCGCUAUCCCAUCCAGACAAGAUUCGAUCUAUCUUGAGAGAUACAGUCACUGCCUAUCAGCAAUUAACCCCCCUCGUCAACAACACCGCUCCCCUCUCCAUGUCCGCAGCAUGCGCAAUUCACGCUACCCUCAUGAAGACUAGUCGAUUUCUGGAGAGCCGCUACAUCGCACCCGGGGCUACACGUGCAGAGACAUGGAAAACAGUCGUGAUAUCAGGCAGCUACAAUGUUCAAAUGUGCCCAUACCCAGAGGUCGACAAGGAGUUUGAGUAUAUAUGCAGAAUGGCCAAGCAAUGGAUCAGGACGUGGAGGAAUCCGUUCGCUAGUGCUAGCUGGACGCACCUCACGUUAGUUAGCUGUCAUCCAUUUGAUGAUGGAAAUGGGCGACUCGUGCGUAUCAUUGCAUCGCUCCCGCUACUGCAGCAUAAAUUCCCUCCUAUCUCAAUAACAAUGGCGCAGAGAGCUGAGUAUUAUAAAGGGAUUGUGAAAGCUCGUGAUGGAGAUCACACAGAUAUGCUGCGAUGCUUUGUCGAGGGGAUGAAGGAGACCCUUGAUCUGGUUGAAAGUCUUAGAAAUUCAUGA